CAAACCAGGAAGUGACUGAAAGUGAGGAAAGUAAACCCGUCGAGGGUGAAUAAAUGUGCUGGGGAAGACGCGAUGGCAUCGAUAAUCAAAGAAACGCAAAGCAUUAAAGAAGCAGUGACUCACAUCAACAGCGUAGAUCUGAACAAGUUCUCCAGACUGCUGUCACGCAUCUUUCAGAGACUCCAUUUAAAGGAAGAACGCCUGUUCAGCAAGGAGGAAGAGGAGAAACUGCAGAGUGCUCUGUCACUGGAGAAGCAGUCUCUAAAUCUGGUGGUGGAAACGGUAUCAUUUAUCAUAGAACAGGCUGUCUAUCACAAUGUGAAACCAGCAUCUCUUAAGCAGCAGCUGGAGAACCUUCAUCUCCACCAGGACAAGGUGGAUGCUAUAUCCCAGGCCUGGGCCACAGCUGGUCCAGAAACUAUCGAGAAGUUCAGGCAAAAGAUCUUUGCCCCCAGAAAGCUCGAACACGUGGGAUGGCAGCUGAACCUGCAGAUGGGCCAGGCAACACAGGCAAAACUGAAGGCCCCAUCUGCUGUGCUGGAGUUUGGUGUCAGCAGUGAGAAUUCAGAGUGUCCACAGAAGCUGUUUGUACAGUUCAGCCACCAGGAGUUACUGGAGUUCUACAACAAGUUAGAGGUGGUUCAAGCUCAGUUGGACUCCCUCACCUGAUGAUGCGAAUGUGGUCCUCCGUUCUCAUUCGGGUUAAAGAGCCUCCAACUAAUUGUGCACCCAGGAGGACGCAGGAAUGGGGGCCACCCUACCGGUCUUCUAUACAAGACAGUCGAUACAAACAAGAACAGUUUGAGUCACAGCUUAAUUGUCAGUUUGGUCAAAAGUGUCAAAUGUGCCGUUGUUGUCACCCUCUCUAAAGAUACCCGUUGGGCUGCGUGAAUAUGGAGAUGCUGGUGUUUUUUGUCUGAGAGCUGUGCCUUUGAGAGAAGACCAUGGGAGAAUUUGACUUUUAUUUUAUUCCUGCUCUAUAUGAAACCAUUUUGCUUUGUUUUCUCUAUGCGUAUCGACCCCUACUCUAACAAUGCCAUGUAAAUGAAGAAACCUGGUGCUUUAUAUCGAUUUUUUUUUUUUACUGGCUAUCGCCUGGUCUCAGCUGUCCAAUUACACUGGCUCAUCUCUGCUGUCAUUCUGGCAUUGCUGAGCCGUUUCUUCAUUGUGUUUAUUGCAGAAGAGCUCGGCCAUGAACCCUGUGUCUGUAUGGAUGCUAAACACAAAUGUGCAAACAAACAAACACUCAUCCAUUGUAGCCAAAUGACCAUAUAUCAGUCAGAACAGCCUUUGAUGAUGGCCUCAUGUAGAAAAUUUCAAACUGUUAAAAUGAUUAAAUAUCUUUAUUUAUGUUUACCCCCGCCUUUUUCACCACUGGAACAAAGUAUUAAUUGCUACAGACACGUGUUAAUGCGGAGAUAAAUGCAGAGAAACAUGUUUAUUGGAACUUUGAAAGUUUUUAAACUUCUAAAAUAAGUGCGGCUUUAAACUGGUCAGUUUAUAAAAGAAUACAGCCUCGGAGUUACGCGGCGAUGUUGCUGUGAACUCAAAGCAAAUUGCUUUCAGCGCACACCACAGAACUCCAGUUUUAUCGCUGCCAAACAAUAACUGCAGCAGAGAAGUACAAACAGGCACUAUAAAACAGCUAAUCUCAAACACAGACAAUCUCUCACACCAUAUUUCACGUGCUUUAUUCUUGGGGAUGUUUCAAAUCGCAGCACAGGAACACGCUCAGGCUGGUCUGUGCGAUGCCUCGAUUGGAAAGAGUACAGCGGCACGCUGGCGAGAUGAGGGUGAGAUGACUAUGCUCCUCCUUCAUAGAUGACUGAACCCCACCCAGAUGAUGCUGGAGAGCAUACUGGCUUUGGGAGUUACAUGGCUUUUCAACGCAUUCAGACAGCUGGGAAAGUUAUUUGUGACCAGGUGAGUUUGUUGUAGACUUCCUGAGAUGAGCGGUUGGGUUCCGUAAGUGGUUUACUGUGCGAGUUCGGUCCACGAACAUCCGGGCCCCUUUUGUCGAUCUCGCCUGCAUUUGGUUAGUUCUGCCAGUUUGCUUGACUUUGAUUUUCUGUCACAGCUUUUGAUUAUAGGGUUGAUUGUUUAGCUACAACUUGGGUUAUUUAGACACUGCUUCAUGGAUCUGUUUUUAUUUAUUUUUUAAAUUUAUUUCCAAACUUUGUAGGAAUCAUUUGUCAAUGUGGACUUGUCAAACCGUUCUCUAAUUGGUUCAGAAAUAGUUGAGUUACUCGCUUUUAAGAAGUGAGUUUAAAUUACGCCCUGUCGACGAACCACUGCUGUUGCGCCACUGGUGAGACGCUUUGCAAAUACAAAAAUGGUUCUGGUCUUGGAGUGAGCGAUUGGGAACUUGACACGCACCUUAAAGUGGAUGAGCCUGAACCGUACAGAUUCAAACAAACUAUUAAACCCUCUGUAAGGGCUGCAGUUCUCCAUAAUUUACAGCUUUUUCCGUGAUUCGAGAGGAAGGGGAAGAAAAAAAGCCCGGCAAACUUGUCGCCUGAGGGAGGUAUGUGUCGCGCAGCAGGCCGAGCAGAUGGCAGUGCGGAGCCAGCGAGAGGGACGGGGCGCAGGGCCCGAGAGCCUCCCGCCGAGAGGCAGCAAAACGCCGAACACGGAGUGCCGCGUCAGCCGUCGCUGCUUUGGGGUGCCGCUCUCCCCUGGGAGAAAGAAACGGACAUGUCGCGUUCGCCGUUCUUCUGGGGCGUGUCGCUGGCUCUUCAAAAACAAGGAGGUUAAAGAGCAGCACAAGAACGCUGAAGGAUCACAGCCGUAAAAUAGAACCUUCACUUUAUCCACCCUGUGAAAUAACCAGCUGUUAAAAACGGAAAAAACGUUGAGUUUUACACAGAAAAUGUCUUGUAAGCAAAUACAGGAGACAAGCAUGGUAGAUCUUGUGCAGCUGAGGUGGGAGAGAGAGGUGGGUACGUCAACAUUGAUGCAAAGGUCUUCACAGUUGGAACUGAAGUGGGAAUCGGACAGUCGGAAACUGAGCGGAACUCCUCGAUUAAUCGUUUGUACACAACCAUUACACUAUUUGAAGGGACUUUAUAUUAAAUAGCAAUAUUGUUAAGAUCGCUUACCAUCAGUUGUCCGGAAAUCUUCGUGACGUUCUCUUAACUGUGCUUCUUCUUUGGCUUGCUGUGCUCUGUUUUCUUCACACUGGUGUGCUGGGGAUGAGCAGGCAGGUCUCUUGGGUUCUUCACUGCUGCUUACUACAAGACUGAACGUCGGUGUUAGCCAAGCAACGAAUAUGCUGCGAAGGCUGGAGGCUAAGUGCGGUGAGCUUGGUCACCAGGGGCUUUUGAACUAUAUUAGGUAAUUGAGGAAUGUGUGAAGGCAUGGAAACCUACUGCUCUGCUUUGGUAGAAGCGGCAGACCCCUCUCCUGUAUGUUGUAGCUCAGCUGUCUUAUCCACUGGCAGAACUGUACAGGUAACGCGCAUACGGUAUCAACCAAAAGUUUGGCAUCAUGUUCUAGGCACUAGUUUUUCCUUCAUGAAGCAUUUGAUUAACAAGUUUGAGUAGGAAAUGAGCCGGUAUGUCAUCCCAUCUUUUCUGCAGCAGUUCCCAGAGAUGGAGAACACCUGUGGGUUGCUUUGUUUUCAUUCUUCUGUCCAGAUAUUGCAGAGGUGUACUCAAACUUUUGAAUUCCACCAUUUAUAUCAGUAUUCACCAAUGUAUGUUGAUGUAAUAUGCAUGAACUGGUAGAAAAUACGAUUUAAAUAUGAAUAAGUCAAAUAUUACCGAAUCUUUGCUGAAGGAUGGUCUUAGUUCAUUUGCAAAUAACCUUUAAACUCAUAAAUGAACUGCAUGAAGUGCCCUGUCUAGUUGAAGGCGUGAGCGUGCCGGAGCGCAGGCUUGGCCGGGCAUCUUCUGUCAUAUCUCAAGCCACAGGCUGUGUCUCAUGGAGCGGCAGGCCACUGACGGCUUGUCCUGCCCUGCAGCGCUCAAAAAGUCCGCCGUUCUUCUCAGCAGCCCUCGAAUGAGAGGGCCUUUGUUAGAGCUGCUUGGCUGUGCUCGGCUCUGGCGGGGCUCGUCCGUGUCUGCUGAGGAUGUCCCCGGGACACGGCGACGUCGUACUAGUCCACUCCCGCUGUAAAGCGAUAGCUCUGUGUUCGCUUUCAAGGCUCCUGUAUUGCCUCUCACCCAUUGUUACUGUAAUUACACUAAAACGGCAGUGCAAAAAAAAAAAAAAGAAAACUCAGACAAAACCACACUCCAAAUGACUGUGAGGGUUUUUUUUUUUUGAGGCUUUUAGGGGCUUUAGAGUUUUUAAAGUUUCUUUGUUCUUUUCCCCCCUGAAGCUAAGGAAGCUUUGAACACCUAGUAUUGUGUUCCACGGAGGGGAAGCUGUAGGUUAGCAAAGAAAAUAUUCGCAAAGAGACGAGCUUUUGAAUGCCAUCAGCUGCAUGAGAAUAACGUACAGGAGAUGACUCCAGUGCAGCAAACGCCAAAUGCUUCCAUAAGCAAUACCAUUGCUUGGUAUUAUUGCAUAUUAUUGCUUCAAUAAUGCAUACCAUUAUUCAAUGUGGCUUAAUCACUGCAUUUCUUAUAUUUUGCUCAAUUAACUAAGGAAGUUCAGGUUAAGUACUCUACCCAAGGGUACCAUGGCAUUCCCCUUUCCAAGUGUGGGAACCAGCUGCAGGAGCUAUUACAAUUUAACGGUGUAUUUGCAAAAGGAUCAGUCACAUUGAUCGCUUUCAGCUGGAAAUAAACUUUUAAUACAGCCCUUAUUGCGCUAACGCUCGACACAAGGAAAUAAAGGCCAAAUUUGCUUAAACGUCAUCGAACUAAGAGGCCGAGAACAGCGGGGGCAAAACCGGCCGUAGCGCCGGCUGAGCCUUCGCUCUGGAGCUAAGCUGCCGGAGCAGAGGGUUGAGUCUACGGAGACGGCACUUACCACCCCAUAAUCGCGUCGCUUAUCACCCUUCUGAUGUAUUCCUGCGGAGCCAAAUGCUAACACGACUGCCAGGCAUUACACCCCUCUAAGGAAAGCUGCCAGGAACGGAGAGGAAGCAGGGGUCUGAACCCAGGCCCUUGCGUCUGUGAAGAAGGACCCAGAAAUACAACCGAGAAGUGCAGUUGGAGAGCUUCAACUGCUGAGCAGCUGCACUUUUAGCCGAGCUGAAACGACACUUCGGUACGUCGUGAGGAAUAAUGUGAUGUAGUCUGAUGCAGCGCAUUGAUGUGGAUUCUUCUAUUAAUUGUAAAUUAAUUGCACCGCGUACAGUCGAUGCGGUGAGUCUGAUGUGUUCGUUGAUGGACGAGUUUCGCCGAUUUCAAAUCGACUAGAUAUAAAGAACCGAAGGGAAGCACGAUGAGGAUUGUUACAACGCGAGGCUGUUGAAUGUGCGUUAAUAAAUGUUUUCAUUAAGGUAAUGUGUGAAAGGAAUUCCCUUCUCAGGCCUCGCAUGUUAAAAAACAAAGUGGAAUGCUGACGAACAGCAGGAGGAUUCCCAGGUGUCUCUGUUCGGGAAGUCUGUCGACGUCUCGCGUGGUGGCGGGACGUCAGACGUCCUCCCUUCCUCCCGGGGUGAAAGGACAGCGCCGAGCGCUUCCUGCGGGGUACGAGUCGGAGUCGACGUGCCGACGGCCCUGCGGUGGUGACCUCGUCCAGGGGCCCGUUUCUGCGGCAACGCGGCGAGUAAACACUGGAGGUCACAGAUGGAAGACCGAAAGCGCAAUGUGUCGGGGUCAUGGGAAGAGGCCGCUCCCCCUCUGCAUGGAGCCGCCGCCACCCCCGCACUGUUAACGGAGGAGACCGCGCUCUCGUUUCUGCGCAGUGCAACAGAUCUGAUACCUCGUUCUUCUGUUUCUCAGAUUCCCUACCCCUGUUUAUCCUACAUUUUAAACAUCAGGGAGGAUAAUGUCGAGUGAUACACAAGGAUUUAUGUAUUAUCUUUAUAGAUUAAUUUACUUCCAGGAGAAUAGCGAAGAACCUCGGAACAAGACGCGUUUGUGGCGUCGCCGUGUGAUUUGAGAACAAUGCUACCCUAUUUUCCCUGUAAUUAGACAUGCGAGAGUAAAACGACUUUUUUUGAGCGAGGCACAAUCCCUCAGCGGUAAGCGUUUCAGUUACGCUCUCCAAAUUGGAACAGGCAGGCCUGCUUUUCAGCAGUCGGAGCAUCGUGUGAGAGGCUUCUGGAAAUGCAGCGGCCCUCAUUUAUAUUUCACUGUGCCGCCGAGUCCUAAAAUUAGGACAGCUGCAUCAAUUCUUAAAAUUUGACGUACCCAUUUCGUUCUGGAAAUCUUCUAUCGGCGCAGCCCCCCCACCCCCCGCCUCCCCGGCUCUAGUAGCUGUCAGUCAGCUGCGUCGCCACUCCCCCCAGCUUGCACAUAAACACCUACAGCGCGGUGUGUCAGUGCCUACAGCACACAAAUCAUUACACACCGGCUAAUCCUGUUUCACAAAUCCACGUAGCUCCGGUCCUUCAGAGAAAAUCCCAUUGCCUCUUAGCAUUUCCCCAUCUGUUUACCAGGCAGAAAGCUUCACUACGGUGCUCCCCCUUUUGUUUCUUUUUAAGUAGGUCUGUGAUGAUUAUUGCUUAUGUCACGCGUCCUGAUCGCAUGCUCUGGCUCCGUUGCAUUUAUAUAUUUAUACUGAAAAUCUCAAAGCUCCACGUCUUACCGUGGUACUCACCAGGAGGUGGUGGAGGAAGACGAUGCUGAUAAUGACAACGGUGGUGAUGUGCCCUUUUUUGGAGAUGCUUACCAAAGACUUGUUUAUUGUUCGUUCUGCCCUCCUUCAAAUACUGAAUAAUUCACACUCGCCGAGGUAAUGGAAACCUUCCACGAUGCCAACCGCGUAUGGGAGCCGUAUGUGUACGUGUGUGUGGGAUGGAGCGGAUGGGUAUGGGGAGCGGAUUAAGGAGGUGUGUCAUUGCAGGCAGGCAGGCAGGCAGGCAGGAGCACGCGUGCGUUUGCGUUAAUGGGAUUUACCGCGCUAGUUAUAGGAGCCGUCUUUGGCCAGGCAGCGCUUGCGGCAGCGCCGUUAAUGCACAGCUCCGUCUUCCGCCCAGGCUCUUAUCUCCGGUAACCUUAUUUCACUCGCAGAACGCUCAAGUUCUGAGGACUCAUCCUCUGUCCAUCCAGGCUGUCAUUUUACUAGACUUCAUUUGCAUUAUACUGUUUAUUUGCUUGGUAGACAAGUUUCAGCAGAUGCUGAAUUACCUGCAAUACCUAGUAUCUUACGGUUCCUACGCUUCUACGUCGUUGAAAAGCUGGAUAUUAUGGUUAAGUGCCUUCCUUAAGGGUAUAAUAACAGGCCUUAAGCAGGAGACGUGAACUUGUGAGUUUUUGUCGCAAACCAUCUGUUCCGUGCAAAUUUAAUGUAUAAUUUAGUGCAAUUUUUUUGUUUAAGUAUCAAUACAAAAAUAAAUGCUGCUUUUAUUUUAUUGCCCCUUGAGACCACGGUGGCACUAUUGAAACUGCAGCCUUGGAUGAACUGUAGGGUAGAGUUUAAAUGGAACGCUGGAAAAGUUUUGACUGGGUACUCUUCAUGGAGGAUAAUUGCAAUACGCACGGAGGCUUUUUAUUUAAAGAUUAAAAAUCUGAAAGAUGCCAGAAGGCUUUUUGGAACGCAUCGAUACAGAAUGUGGCUGGAAUUUGCAUAAAUGGUUCCCCUGUCCUGACCUUUGUUUAAAUAUUGAACGUAACUUUCAAAUAUUCAGAAAUUGUUUUGAAAAAGAAAAGAAAAACAUGGUCACCAGGAACAAAUUUAACUAAUUAAGUUGUAACUUAUAACCUGGACUUCUAGAACGGCAGCACUUUCCCUAAGCGAACGUAGGAGUUGCCGGCAUCCUCAUGUAACUUAAUUCCUUGUUUACCGGUAACGAUCUACUGACCCUCACAUCCUAGUUCGGUUUAAAUGGUGAGAAAUUGCUGUGUCGCAAACGCUGGAGCCAAGAAUCGAUCCGUCUUCCCUUCCGAAAUGGCGAACAUUUUCAAGCUUGAAAUAAAGGUACCUAUUAGACUAAGAGAGCUCGUGGAGAGUUUACUGUAAUUUGCUGUGAAAUUAAGAGGUCUGCGAGCGGGGUUCUAAAAAAUAAAUGAUGAGCCGAGUUACGUAACCUUGCGCGUAUGUUGGGUGCAGCUGCGAAAUUUGCGGGUUUCUUGUUUCAUUUUUGCCUCGGUGAAAAGAUAGUAGACGUCUGUUUAUAUACACAAGGUGCAAAUGUUGAUUAUUUCCCAAUUUCUUUCCAACAUUCCGUCUACCGACAUGAAAACUUCAAGGACGACCUACACAUCAGCGGUACAAACUGGUAUUCAGAAAAUACUCAUUCAUGGGCUCCAGCACUAAAUCUUUCUAUGGUUAUUCUCCUAUCAUUUUUCAUCUCAUUAUAU
Molecule: messenger RNA, 8360 nt
Organism: Scleropages formosus (Asian bonytongue)
Lineage: Eukaryota; Metazoa; Chordata; Actinopteri; Osteoglossiformes; Osteoglossidae
Gene: commd10
Product: COMM domain containing 10
Exons: 7
Coding region: 73-669 (198 amino acids)
Source: RefSeq, a predicted model, not a curated record